AAUUAAAUCAUUCCGGUUAAUUAAUUUUCUUUUUUUGGUUCUUUUCAUUAGAAUUAAUUUAUGGCCCUCAUGUUUAAGAGAAUUUAAUUGUUUCAUUUCGUUUCUUUUUCGGUUAUUUUUUACCAUCGAUGUAUCGGUUUUGUCUCACAUGUUCCUCUCUUUGUGAUGCAAUGUGACGCAUUUGACUAAUUGUAAUUUUCUGUUUUCAUUUUUCUUAAUUGUUUCGGGUUAAUUUUCUCGGUUAAUUGUCAGUUGAUUGUUCAUUUCUUGUUUUAUUAUCGAUUAAUUGAACUGUACAAGCUUUUUGAAUUCUAUUUGGUUAAAGGUUUCGCUUCUCAUCUUGUUUGAAUCGGAUUAAUUACCAUUUGUUGGUGUGUUUGUUUCUUUGCCUCCUGUUGGUCCAUUUUCAUGGGUUUCUUUGACUUUUGAAGGGUUUUUAUUUUCUCAUCAAUCUUUGUCUCACUCUGUUUGUUUCACCACCUUGAUUUAAUUUCUUACCGGUGAAAAUGUCUCUGACAAUUCCAACUAGAUCGUUGACAUUGAAAUUACUAUCACCUCAUUUACAUGGGUUGAUUGUUUCAUCUACUCGAAGUGCAAGUUCAACCUCGGAAGGAACUUCUUCUAAAAAAACUCCAUCUUUACGGCCUUUGUAUCUUGAUGUACAAGCGACUUCACCUAUGGAUCCAAGGGUCAUAGAUACAAUGUUACCUUACAUGGUCUCUCUAUAUGGUAAUCCACAUUCACGGACACACUCAUAUGGCUGGGAAAGUGAGGCUGCCGUUGAAGAAGCUCGAGCUCAUGUGGCCCAUUUGAUUGGUGCCGAUCCGAAAGAAAUAAUCUUCACCUCUGGAGCAACCGAGUCAAAUAAUAUCGCAAUUAAAGGAGGCAAAUUUUACAAGGAUAAAAAAAAUCACGUAAUCACCACACAAAUUGAACAUAAAUGUGUUUUAGACUCGUGUCGAUAUUUGGAAAAUAAUGGAUUUAAAGUAACUUAUCUGCCCGUUCAGAAAACAGGCCUUAUUGAUUUAAGAGAUUUGGAAGCUGCAAUCACAAAAGAUACACUUUUAGUCUCCGUGAUGACGGUUAAUAACGAGAUUGGCAUAAUCCAGCCGAUCAAGGAAAUUGGAGCCAUUUGCAGGGAGAGAAAGGUUUUCCUUCACACCGAUGCUGCUCAGGCCAUCGGAAAAAUACCGUUAAAUGUUGAAUCUAUGAACAUUGACCUAAUGUCGAUCAGUGGACAUAAAAUUUACGGGCCCAAAGGUGUUGGUGCCAUUUACGUACGUCGUAGGCCUAGAGUUCGAGUUGAGGCUUUACAAAGCGGCGGUGGUCAGGAAAGAGGACUUCGUAGUGGAACCGUACCAACACCGUUGGCUGUUGGCCUUGGAGCUGCUUGUAAAGUUGCCGCUCAAGAAAUGGACUAUGACCACAAGCAUAUUUCAAAAUUAUCUGAUCGACUUAUUACCAAAAUAUUGGACAAUAUUCCCGAAGUUAUUAUCAAUGGAUCUCGAGAAUCAAGUUAUCCCGGUUGUGUUAAUAUUUCCUUCUCAUGUGUCGAAGGUGAAAGUUUAUUAGUUGCUCUAAAAGAUAUUGCUCUUUCUUCUGGAUCAGCCUGUACUUCCGCAUCAUUAGAACCUUCUUAUGUAUUGAGAGCUAUUGGCGCUGAAGAGGAUCUGGCACAUUCUUCAAUCCGAUUUGGUAUCGGUCGAUUCACAACCCAAGCUGAAGUUGAUUUUACUGUAGAAAAGUGUAUCUAUCAUGUUAAUAGACUAAGAGAGAUGAGUCCACUUUGGGAAAUGGUUCAAGAUGGAAUCGACAUCAAGACAAUUCAAUGGAGUCAACAUUAAACAAUCAGUACUCCAAUCAAUCUGAUGUUAAACAACAAUUUAAUUUUAUCAAAAUUUGAUCACUAAAAGUUACAGUUAACAAUUAAUUAAGUGACUUUUAAAUUGCAAGGAGUAAACUUUUACCAAUUGAGUUAUCAAUUGUAACCGAUACAAUUAAUAGUCCACUUUGUUUAAUUGUUGAUUCAUCUUUCAAAGUAAUCAGAUAAAUAGUCAAAAUUAUCUUUAAUUGUUACAUUAUUUUGACUUUGAUUUGAAGACAAACCAAAUCUCCUUAAAAAAAGUUUAUUAAACUUGUAAAAUUAGUCUGCAAUUAACAGGAGACUUGAUAAUCAAAGUUAAAUUGUCUCUUGAAAAAAAAAACUUAAUUGUUAAAUGAAAAAAAAUACUACGAUUUGUAUAUCGAUAAUCAACUAACCAAGACAAUUUAAUAGAUAACUAUUGAAUCUUUAUUGAGAAUCAAUCAAAUGUAAUUAUAUAUGAAUAGAUGAAAACAUUGAUUAAAGAUCAAUGUUUCAAUUAUCUGGGGAA
Messenger RNA from Panonychus citri (citrus red mite), 2372 nucleotides. RefSeq names its product cysteine desulfurase-like. Gene Ontology annotation, molecular function: cysteine desulfurase activity; pyridoxal phosphate binding. Gene Ontology annotation, biological process: [2Fe-2S] cluster assembly. Lineage: Eukaryota; Metazoa; Arthropoda; Arachnida; Trombidiformes; Tetranychidae. The record is from RefSeq and is a predicted model, not a curated record. Gene Ontology annotation, cellular component: nucleus; cytosol; mitochondrion.